GAAAAUCUAAGAGAGCUAGCAUUAGCUACCUAGUGCUAGUAGCCAAGCAUUGCAUCGCAUCGGUAUGGCCUCAGCAGCGCGCAUGAGUGCGCCGGCGCUAAUGGUGACCUUGGCCGUGCUGGCAUUAGUCGCCGGCGGCCGUGCGCAGCUGCAGUACGGUUUCUACAAGGGCAAGUGCAACGCUAGCGAUGUGGAGGCGGUGGUGCAGAGCCUCGUCAAGGCCCGCUUCGCCCGCGAGGCCGCGAUCGUCGCCUACCUCCUCCGUCUGCAAUUCCACGAGUGCGCCGUCAACGGGUGCGACGGCAGUCUGCUGAUCGACGGACCCGGCACGGAGAAGACGGCGCCGCCGAAUCUGAGCGUUAAGGGCUACGACCUCAUCGCGACCAUCAAGGCGGAGCUGGAAAAGAAGUGCCCCGGCGUGGUUUCGUGCUCCGACAUCGAGAUCCUCGCCACCAGGGACGCGGUCGCUCUUGCCGGCGGGCCGCCGUACGCGGUGCGCACGGGGCGCAGGGACCGCCGCCAGUCCCGGGCCUACGACGUCAAGCUCCCGGGGGCCGACUACACGGCGGCGCAGGCCGUCGCGUACUACACCAGGCUGGGGAUGAACGCGUACGACACGGUGGUGCUGCUGGGCGCACACACCGUUGGCGCCACGCACUGCAGCGCCAUCAAGAACAGCCGGCUGUACGGGUACGGCGGCAAGCCCGGCGCGACGGACCCCGGCAUGGACCCCGCCACCGCGUCAGUGUACAAGAGGUACGUGUGCCCGAACGUCUCGUCAUCGGACGGGAACACCGUGUUCCUUGACGACCAGUGGAGCGCGGUCAAGGUGGACAACCACUACUACAGAAACCUGCAGCUCCGCCGCGGCGUCCUCUCCGUUGACCAGAAUCUCUACAACGACGGGUCCACACGUUGGAUCGUCGACCAGCUCGCCAGCAAUGCUGGGCUCUUCCAGUCGCAGUUCGCCAGGGUUCUGGUAAAGCUCAGCGAGGUCAACGUGCUCACCGGCACUCAGGGAGAGAUCCGCAAGGUCUGCAGCAAGUUUAACUGACAAACCGAUCGUCCGGUUCUCCUCCGCUAUUUAUCCGUUGACGAAACUUCCCUCUUGGUUUGGUGAUCCCAAAUGUUGUCGCCUUCUUCUUAUUUCUUUCUGGUUUGAUCCAUGCAAGUGGCUUGGUUUUGAUCAGAUGAUUGAUUCGUUUCAUUUGAACUCUACAGUUUUUUGUUAUAAGUAGUAAUAACAUAUCUGAUCAUGUGUAUUUGAUUAUACGAAAUGCUGUAUUCUUCUUAUUUCUUUUGAUUUGAUCAAAGUUUGUUGAUCUUGAUCUGAUGCUCGAUUCAGUUUAUUUUAAAUCUACAGUUUUUGUAA
Setaria italica (foxtail millet) is the source of this 1372-nucleotide messenger RNA. Its product is annotated as peroxidase 57. The transcript has 2 exons. Gene Ontology annotation, molecular function: heme binding; peroxidase activity. Lineage: Eukaryota; Viridiplantae; Streptophyta; Magnoliopsida; Poales; Poaceae. The record is from RefSeq and is a predicted model, not a curated record. Bases 65 to 1054 code for a protein of 329 amino acids. Gene Ontology annotation, biological process: hydrogen peroxide catabolic process; response to oxidative stress.